Molecule: messenger RNA, 1353 nt
Organism: Cercopithifilaria johnstoni
Lineage: Eukaryota; Metazoa; Nematoda; Chromadorea; Rhabditida; Onchocercidae
Source: the annotation of a GenBank genome assembly
CUUGUUGAAUUAUCGAAAGCGCAGGAUAUUGAAGCUGGCGAUGGAACUACAACAGUAGUUGUUGUUGCCGGUGCAUUGCUUGGUGGCGCGGAGAAAUUGUUAAACAAAGGAAUUCAUCCGACGACGAUUUCGGAGAGUUUUCAGCGUGCUUCGGUUCAGGCUGAAAAGAUUCUGGAAUCAAUGGCUUCACCAGUCGACCUUGAAAACGAUCACCAACUAGCAAAAAUUGCCACAACUAGUUUGAGUUCCAAAGUUGUAUCUCAAUACUCGUGGCUGCUUGCACCGAUGGCAGUGAAUGCUAUUAAAAAAAUUAGCAAUGCGGAAGAUAAUAACGUCGAUUUGCGGAUGAUUAAAAUCGUGAAGAAAGUGGGUGAAACCGUUGAAGAAUCUCGCUUGGUAGAUGGCGCACUUAUUGAUCAGCGUUCCAUGGGACGUGGUGGUCCAACUCGUGUUGAAAAAGCCCAAAUUGGACUAAUUCAGUUUCAGCUCAGUCCUCCAAAAACUGAUAUGGAAAAUCAAGUGAUCUUGUCUGAUUACACUCAAAUGGAUCGAGCUUUAAAGGAAGAGCGAACAUACUUGCUUGAUUUAUGCAAGCAAAUAAAGAAGGCAGGAUGUAAUGUCUUGCUUAUACAGAAAAGCAUUCUCAGAGAUGCGGUAAAUGAGAUGUCUUUGCAUUUUUUGGCGAAAAUGAAGAUAAUGGUGGUAAAAGAUAUUGAAAGAGAAGAUAUCGAAUUUUACUCUCGCAUUCUCGGUUGUCGCCCAAUUGCAUCAGUCGACCAUUUUGUUCCCGAAGCAUUAGGUUCUGCAGAUCUUGUUGAACAAAUUCCGACAGGAGGAGAUGGAAAAAUUAUUCAGGUUACUGGUGUGCAAAAUCCAGGCCAGGCAGUUUCAGUUUUGAUUCGUGGUUCUAAUAAAUUGGUAUUAGAAGAAGCAGAACGAUCAUUUCACGAUGCACUUUGCGUUAUACGAUGCCUGGUAAAAAAGAGAGCCAUCCUUCCUGGUGGCGGCGCACCUGAAAUGGAGGUAGCAGUACAGCUGCGCCAAUUAGCCCAAGAAAGACCUGGUGCUGAACAGUACUGUUGGAGAGCUUUUGCGGAUGCUCUAGAACAGGUUCCAUACACAUUAGCCGAAAAUGCUGGUUUGAAUCCGAUAGCGACCGUUACCGAGUUGCGCGCUCAGCACGCGAAUGGCAAAAAGAAUCAUGGAGUAAACGUUCGCAAGGGUUACGUUACUGAUAUUAGAGAGGAAAAUGUGUUGCAACCUCUUCUGGUAUCAUCCUCAGCAAUCAAACAGGCUGCUGAAUGUGUUCGCUCUAUUCUCAAAAUUGACGACAUUGUGAUGGCUGUUCGCUAA